AUGUGCUCCUGGAAUCGUAAAAAUUGCGAAACCGUGCUGACAGGAAUCCAGGACAUUUUCUUUACUCCUGUCUCUCCAUUGAGGACUAAAGCAGAGAGGAAUAAGAUAGGAAUUUUCAAGCUGGAUGUACGGUACAAUCAAGCCAAGAUUCUGAAGCAUGUGGCCAGAAGAACACGCUUCAUAUCCAGUGCAUGCAGCAUGCUAGUCACUCUGCUAUAUAGACUGGAGCCUUACAUGGAUGCUACUGAGGAGAGCAGCUUUCUUCAGGACAUGCUAAUGGCUAAUUCGCUGCAUGUAGUCAUCAAGCUCCAUGAGAGGCUGCAGAGGUUCAGCACCCAGAAACCAGCACCAAUCCAGGAGCACGCUGAACAUCUGGUACACCAGGUAAUGAAGGAACUGCAUGCUUUAGAGGCCAGACCUGAGAUUACGGAGUUGAUGUGCGUGUUAUCGAAACCUCACGUGCAGGACCUUCUCGCGGUGCACGAUCGCGUGGCCCAGAACGAUUACGAGCCCAAACUUCCAUCGCUGGAAGCUGACGACGACGACGAUGACGACGACGACGAUGAUGAUGAUGAAGACUCGGUCAGGAUUAUCCAACUGAUGAAAAGCAAAGAACCUCUGGGAGCCACAGUGAAACGGGACGUGUUGACUGGUGCCCUCGUCGUGGCUCGCGUUAUGAGAGGAGGAGCUGCAGACAGAAGCGGUCUUAUCCAUGAAGGUGAUGAACUCAGGGAGGUCAAUGGAGUCCCAAUGCAAGACAAGAACCCUGAGGAGAUCAUCCCUAUCCUGGCGCAGUCGGACGGGGCCGUAACCUUCAAAGUCAUCCCAGGCACCAAAGACCAGCUGGAACCGGACGACACCGAGGUCUUCGUCAGGGCGAUGUUUGACUACCAUCCGGAAAAGGACCCUGCUAUUCCGUGUAAGGAAGCUGGGUUGGAGUUCUGGAGAGGGGAUGUGCUGCAGAUUGUCAGUCAGGAAGAUGAUACUUGGUGGCAGGCAAGAAGGAUUGCUGAUGCUAACCCUCGAGCUGGACUCAUCCCAUCACGGCAGCUUCAGGAGAGGAGAGCGGUGUUACAGAGACUCAAGGCACUGUUUCAGACGUCCAGAGCUCUGAAGUUAAACUCCGACGAUGAUGAAGAAGAUGCAGAUUACGUGGCUAUACAUGGAAUACACCUCGCCGGGUUGAGGAGAAGUUUCCGGCGGAGUAAGAAGGACCGUGUAAAACGGAAGAAGAGCGAAGCUGAAAUAGAGAACCAUGAUUCCAGCUACCUGGAGGUGAUGCCUUAUGUCAGACAGCCAGGAGAACCUCACCGCCUCGUGCUGCUGGUCGGGCCCACAGGUGUCGGUGUAACUGAGCUGAAAAGAAAACUUUUUCUUUCUGAUCCUGAGCACUUUGGCGUCGCUGUUCCACACACGACCCGUGAGCGCAAGAGACAGGAGAGAGAGGGCGUGGACUAUUAUUAUGUCUCCAAACGAGCUUUUGAGACCGAUAUCCUGGAGCACAAGUUUAUCGAGUACGGAGAACAUGGCGGGAACUAUUACGGCACCAGCCUGGAUUCGGUCCGCAAGGUUCUAGCGGAGAGCAAGGUGUGCUUGCUGGAUGUGGAGCCCAAUGCUGUAAAGUUGUUGUACACAACAGAAUUCAAACCGUAUGUUACGUUCGUCAAACCUCCAGCGAUUGAACAGCUGAGGCUCGGCCGGAGAAAAGCGAAAAUCCUGGCCAGCUGCGAUGAAGCCAAGCCAACGAGGACGUUUAUGGAGGCAGACUUCAAGGAGAUGAUUAACACCGCACAGGAUAUGGAGGAUAAUUACGGCUACUUGUUCGAGAAGAUCAUCAUCAACGACGAUCUGGCCGCGGUGUUCGCUGAGCUGAGAGCUGAACUGAAGAAGCUUGAAAAGGAAAGCAACUGGAUUCCCAAAAUAUGGGCUUAAAUACUUGAUCAAGCCUGAGGUCAUGGUGGCAAGAAAAAGCAUCCCUGAGAUGAUAUGAGGAAGAAACCUUGAGAGGAACCAGACUCAGAAGGGAACCUCAUCCAAAGAUGGCGUGAUAGUCUCCAAAAUAUAUUUUCAGAAUAUAUUAUUAUUAAUUCCUUGAACUGCCGUUGCAUCGGUCAGCUUUGUGCUCGAGUCUUCAUCAGAGAACAUUUGUAGACGUCUGCAAGGGGAAGUGGUGGCUCAACUGGUUAAGGCUCUGGGUUGUUGAUCGAAGGAUCAGGGUUCAAGGCCCAGCACUGCCAAGCUGCC
Tachysurus vachellii is the source of this 2244-nucleotide messenger RNA. RefSeq names its product MAGUK p55 scaffold protein 7b (gene mpp7b). Gene Ontology annotation, biological process: protein localization to adherens junction. The coding region runs from base 1 to 1932 and encodes 643 amino acids. The transcript has 19 exons. Gene Ontology annotation, cellular component: cell-cell junction; plasma membrane. Lineage: Eukaryota; Metazoa; Chordata; Actinopteri; Siluriformes; Bagridae. Gene Ontology annotation, molecular function: protein binding. The record is from RefSeq and is a predicted model, not a curated record.